Molecule: messenger RNA, 2527 nt
Organism: Lates calcarifer (barramundi perch)
Lineage: Eukaryota; Metazoa; Chordata; Actinopteri; Centropomidae
Gene: dcst2
Product: DC-STAMP domain containing 2
Cellular component (GO): membrane
Source: RefSeq, a predicted model, not a curated record
AAACCUGUCAGAGAAGAAAAGAUGAAGACUGAAGAGAGGAAACGACACCUGCUGAAAACUGACAUCACAGUCCAGGUGGGAGGAGGCGGAGCCAGACACACUGUCAGAGGAGUCCUGAACAGGUUGUCUCGACGCUCCCGCCUCAGCCGCUGGAGGAGGGUUAAAGGUCACCUGGUGGAGGGGGGGUGGAGCCUUGUGGCGUUUGUCUCCGGGCUGGCGUUGGCGUCUCUGUACGGACUCACCGCUCUGUUCGUGCAGAAACAGCCGCUGUGGUUCUGCGUUUACGCCACGUUGGCCAUCGCUGUCCCCGCGGCGUUCGGUAUGGGGCUGUCGGCCGGAGUCCGGGCCGACGUCGCCGUGAUGCUGCCGUCACUGUGCUCAGCUCACGGCAGGAACUUCCUCCUCUUCCUGUUUGUCUCCGUGUUGUUGUCCGGUCCGCUCACCAACACGCUGGAGAACACGGAGCGAGCUGCUGCCAGUCUGCUGUGUGGGGCCGAGCUGGCGGCCAAUCAGACGCAAGAACUGAUGCAGAGAGCGGCCACGCCCCUCUUCUCUGCGUUGGACAGAAUCAGGGAGAUCAGCAGUAACGCUUAUUCAGUCGCAGGAAGAGUCAACAACUUCAUCCUCGCUCUGACCGACAGCGUCAGACAUGUUGCUCGCACCCUAAGGAACGUCCUCCACUUCCUGGCGGACAUCGGGGACGUGUGUAACGCCAAACUGGGCUCUCCGUACAGGAAGUGCCGGGCAGUGUUCGCCGAGGCUCAGGCCGACUGCGGCGACCUGCUCAGAGACUUCAACUUCCUGUGUGACAUCGUCGACGGCUUCCUGCCACUCUGCAACCUCGCCCGCGCCGGUGAGCUCUUCUGCAUCAUCCCGUCCUACGUCGCCGAGCACCUGAAGAAACGUCUCGCAGCUCCCACCGUCGCAGCGUUUGAGCGAAUGAAGCGCGAGUUUGAAUUCAACAUCUCAGCCUCUGUGACCUUUGACCUGGACGCCAACAGCAGCCGCUCCCUGCAGCAGGUGUCUCAGGACAUCAUGGAGGAGGUGUCGUCGGACCUGCAGGUGUUUCAGAGGAUGAGCGGACCGUUAAAGUACGGCGGCCUCGUCCUGCUCGCCUGCUCCUUCCUGAGGGCGGCACAGUACAGACGCAGGUAUCUCCGUGAGCUCGACUUUGACAACAUCUACAUCAGCUCGCAGUUUGAAGAGCUCGACCAACAGGUGACCACAGGGGGCGGAGCCUCAGUCCUGCCAAUCACACGCAGAGAAGCCAAGACCUACAUCACACCACUGUCGCUGUACCUGUCGAGUAGAGAGCGGCGGACGGUGUUGAUGGGCGUGGUCUCGGUCCUCAGACACCUGGUCAUGGGGGGUCUGCUAAUGGCGCUGGACUACCUGGUGUUCUGGAUGCUGGAUCAGGUGCACCACCAGGUGAAGGGCGACGUGGUGGCCCAAGCCCCGGUGACAGUGGCGGUCCAGGUGAACGGGUCGGGUUUCGCCUCAGACAUCUUCAGAGACCUGGUGGCUUCGUUUAACGUCCUGCAGAGAGGAAACAUCACGGUGAUCAGCAGGAAGUGUCUGAUCGAGCCGUCAGAGCCAAACUACAGCACAUGUUUCCUCCUGGGGUUCCUGCUGGGUCUGGCUCUGCUGGUCUCUGUGACCGGAGGAUUCGUCCAACGCUGCCGACGACUCGUCUGCGCCUCGUAUCAUCCAGAGAGAGAGCAGGAGAGGAUCCGGUUCCUCCGUCAGCAGAUCCUGGAUCGGAGGAGGAUGGAGGGGGAAGCCCUGAGGAGGUCUGCAGUGAGGAGGCGAGCUGACGGAGGAGGAGGAGGAAGGAGGAGUCGCCUUCAAACACCUCCUGCUGAGGUAGAAACAUGGUUACCUGGAGGACUUCACCUGUCUCACCUGCUGGGUCUGACAUCAUCAGUCACCUGUGCGGCCUGUGGAGAGGCGGUGAGGUCAGAGGAGGACGUGGUCACCUGUGCUGUCCCACAGUGUACAGGCCUGUACUGUCGGCCAUGUUUCCACAGUUUGGGAAACACGUGUGUCGUCUGCACGCGACCUCUGACCUUCCAGGAAGACGGCGAGGAGGAGCUAGAGUCCAGCGAUGACGAGCAGCUGAGUUUGUUCUCUGCGGCUCUGAACUCGACUCAGGUCAGAGACCCGCGGGUCAGGAGCCUGAUGAAGAGGAGGAUCUCCACAGAGACCCACCGAAGAUCCUCGGAGCGCUCCAACACUCGAGGAGAGAGGGUUUCCUCUGAGCUCAGUGAAGCAGACAUGACGUACCAGGACCGACCCGGGUCAGACGACUCCAACAGCGACGUCUCCUUCCACUCCACCUACUCAUCAAACACCAGUGGACGCCAGGAGGACGAGGGUCUCAUUGCAGUCCUGGUUCACAGACCAGACUGUCCCUAAACCCUCCAGGACCCUCCAGGACCCUCCAGGACCCCCCAGGACCCCCCAGGACCCAGGAUCCUGAAGCAGAGCUGUUUCAGUCUGUGAUUAAAGAGCUAUGAGUCAAUGGAAA